AUGAGGUGCAGCUUAAAGGCAUCACCCCACGAGUCUGAUGCGGAUUUCAGAACGAGCACCGUAGCGACACGAGGCGAGUGUGGGGGCGAGGGUGUGCUGGAUUGGCCGCAACCUCCUGGUCGCCCGCUUGCUGCUCUGCUUCAGUGGUCGUGUCCUGCCUCUGAAACGCUUCGAAAAGAAAUGACUGGCGUGGACUCAGCAGAUGGCGAUUCGGCUGCAAAUGAGGUGCAGCCCGAAUCAGGUUGUACAGUUCACUGUAAUGAGGCUGUUGAGCAACGGCUAAUGUCCAGGAUAGACACUCAAUCUGAAUGUGCUUCUGAAACAGAAAUCAAGAAGGAUGACACGUCUAGCCAAAACUCCAAAAAAGUGUUGGUAAUGAUUACCAUCACUUUUCUUUUCUUUUUCGUCGAACUGACGGUUGGAUUCAUGAAUCGCUCUAUCGCAUUGUUGGCCGAUUCUUAUCAUAUGCUUUCGGAUGUUAUGGCUUUAGUCAUUGCAUUUGUGUGUCUACGGAUAUCGAGGCGAAAAUCGAAACGGAAUGGUUUUGGUUGGGUUCGAGCUGAAGUACUUGGCGCUCUUGUUAACGGUGUUUUUUUGUUAGCAAUGUGCUUCACGAUUUCCUUAGAAUCUAUUGGGAGACUUCUUCAUCCUAGGAGGAUCUCUCAUCCUCUCCAGGUCCUGAUUGUCGGCUGCAUAGGACUCCUCAUAAAUGUGAUUGGAAUAGGAAUGUUCCAUGGUGGCCACGGACAUACUCACGGUGAUGGUGGCCACGGACAUGCUCACGGUGAUGGUGGUCACGGACAUAGCCAUGGAGAGAAAUCUCCAAAAAAGGGCGUGCACGAGGACUCUGAUGAGAAUCCAAAACUGAAAACUAAGGACGAUCCAGAAGAAUGCGAGAUUGAUUCUGAUUCCGAUGCUGCAAUUGUGAAUCGACCGGGACGUUCUCGGAGUCGCAUCGGCCAGGACUGCUCACACAAUCUUUCUCUUAUCGUCGGAAGUGGAUCAAAACAACACCUCGCUUUAAAGUUGGUGAAUCUUGACGAGAAUGCCGAAAUCGAGGAAUUCACCGAUAGCGAAGCUGCAAAGCGUAAACAAAAGCAAGCUGAUGCGGAAAAUCUCAAUAUGAGAGGCGUUUUCUUGCACAUUAUGUCCGAUGCCAUCGGAUCCGUGUUCGUAAUAAUAACUGCUUCGUUAGCAUUAUUUUUCCCAAAUGCUUUGGGGCGUCUUAACGAUUAUCUGGAUCCAGCCUUAAGCCUGACACUAGUCACACUUAUCUGUUUUUCUGCGUAUGCUUUAGUGAGGGAAACCGCUGACAUAAUUCUCCGACGUACGCCAGCUUUUCUUGAUUUCGAUGACAUUAACACAGACAUUAUGAAGAUUAGAGGUGUCGCGGCAGUACGUAGUACUUGCGCUUGGACACUUGUUGGUAAUCGUCAUCUGGCAACAGCUGAGAUUGAGUUCUGCACCCCGGCUUCGUUCGAUGCGGCAGCUCCUAAAAUUCGUAAAGUCUUUCACAGAUACGGGAUUCAUUCCCUGACAAUGCAGCCUAUCUUUUCCUCAGCUGCAUGCGCAACUAAGGCGCAAGCGAAUUCUACGCUGUGUCCCAUCAAGGAAGAUAUGUCAGAUAACUUAGAAACGCCACUGCUUGGGAAAAAUCAGCAAUAG
Molecule: messenger RNA, 1665 nt
Organism: Necator americanus (New World hookworm)
Lineage: Eukaryota; Metazoa; Nematoda; Chromadorea; Rhabditida; Ancylostomatidae
Exons: 15
Coding region: 1-1665 (554 amino acids)
Biological process (GO): zinc ion transmembrane transport; detoxification of zinc ion; intracellular zinc ion homeostasis
Cellular component (GO): membrane
Molecular function (GO): zinc ion transmembrane transporter activity
Source: RefSeq, a predicted model, not a curated record